UGGGUUUUGCCUCUGUUUAUCGAUCUGAUAAUGAGAAUGUUCUCACGAGUCUCGUCAAAAAGAGCGCGCAUAAGACAAGACUUUGAUGUUCACUAUGAACUUGAAAGGGGCAUUAUCGUACAUAGCUCAGCUGCGAUCUUUUUUCCUUUAAAGUACCAUCAAAUUCCUCGAACAGAGCAAGUUUUCGUACGCUCUAAUUACAGUUCCUUGCUGCUUUUGGCGACCCAUUAAAUCUCCUCACCAAUCCCAUGCCUUGGCUACUGCGAAAAGAGAGAAAAAAGCUCUCUUCUUUUUAAGCGGGGGGGAGCAAAAGAAAAAGGAGAGCUGAUCGAAAUAAAUGAAAAAACAUGCAGGAGGUCAUUGAUUGUGCGAAAGCGAGCGAGGAUGUUCACGUGCAUAGCCUGCACGAAGGCGGACGACGGCGGCGAAGAGGGCGGAGGGGCGGCGGCGCGUGGGAGCGGCACCCCGAAUUCCAAAGAAGCCGUCAAAAGCCUGACCACGCAGAUUAAGGAUAUGGCGUUGAAGUUCUCCGGGGCUUAUCGUCAGUGCAAGCCUUGCACGGGCUCGCCCAGCUACAAGAAGGGCGAUCGGCGUUUUUCAGACUUCGACACGGUCUCGGAGGGUGUCCCGUAUCCGUUCAUGGGAGCCGGGAGCUCCAGCUCGACGCCCGCUUGGGAUUUCACAGGUCCCGGCCGCCAUCCCACCUCGAGGAUGGACUCGAGAAUCCCUGUGGGAUUCGGUGGAGACCGCACUCCAGGAGGAGCAUCCGUCUCGGCGCAGUCUAUUGACGUGGUGUUGGAGGAAGAGGAGUCCAAGGAAUGGAUGGCGCAGGUCGAGCCCGGUGUACACAUAACGUUCGAGUCGCUGCCUAAUGGCGGGAACGAUCUAAAGCGAAUCCGCUUCAGUCGUGACAUGUUCGACAAGUGGCAAGCGCAGCGAUGGUGGGCGGAGAACUAUGACCGGAUCAUGGAGCUCUACAACGUCCAGAGAUUCAACCGGCAAGCUCUUAACACUCCGGCGCGAUCUGAGGACGAGAGAGAUUCAUCAUACUCGAGGAUAGGAUCUGCGAGGGAAAGCCCGAUGCUUCCGACUGCAACCCGAGAGUGGACGCCGAGGAGUCACCAGAAACCCACGGGCAGUAAAGGGUACUUCCCGCCAUCCGAGCCAUCCGAUCUAGGUGGUCGCCACUACCACGCGGGGUCCAGCGCUCACGGGUCGGCAGCAGCUGGCGGGAAGGGUGAGAUGGCCUACAUGGAGGCGUCUCGCACCACGACCUCAUCCAGGGACGAGGCAUCGGUUUCCUACAGCAAUGCUAGCGAAGUGGAGACCGAGUGGAUCGAGGAGGACGAGCCCGGUGUGUACAUUACCAUUAGGCAGCUUGUGGACGGAACUAGGGAACUGCGGCGGGUACGAUUCAGCCGCGAACAGUUCGGGGAAGUUCGUGCGAAGACGUGGUGGGAAGAAAACAGAGAAAGAAUACAAGCUCAAUACCUAUGAAAUCCAGUAACCUUUUUUUUCCCCUUCUACACAGUUUCUAUAGUUAGUUGCAGUCGAAGAUGAAAUACAGGCGGAGCGGAUCAGAUCGGAAGUAGUCU
Rhodamnia argentea is the source of this 1595-nucleotide messenger RNA. Its product is annotated as protein BREVIS RADIX. The coding region runs from base 385 to 1497 and encodes 370 amino acids. The transcript has 5 exons. The record is from RefSeq and is a predicted model, not a curated record. Lineage: Eukaryota; Viridiplantae; Streptophyta; Magnoliopsida; Myrtales; Myrtaceae.